This is a messenger RNA of Pestalotiopsis fici W106-1, 1110 nucleotides long. RefSeq lists its product as uncharacterized. The transcript has 3 exons. The record is from RefSeq and is a predicted model, not a curated record. NCBI's taxonomy places the organism in Eukaryota, Fungi, Ascomycota, Sordariomycetes, Amphisphaeriales, Sporocadaceae. The coding region runs from base 1 to 1110 and encodes 369 amino acids.
AUGGUCCGUUUUCUCGUACUCCUGCUUGGCAUCUUGCCUGCCAUUGCCUCUGCAUACUUUGCUGCUCCAUCGAUAUGCUUUGGUCCCAUUCAUCCAUGGGUAUCAGGUUGUUACGGGUAUCCUCCAGCCCGCUCUUACUGCUCCAAGCAGUUCCCGCAAAAGACUACGACUAGAACCAUAACUGCACCUACACGUACUUUGACCAGUACAGUUGCCACCAGCACAGCUAUUUCGACCUUGCCUGGUACCAUUACUUCUGUUGUGGGACUUGCUCCCGAAACGAUUGUGACUGUCUAUACUACCGUCUACACGACGAGCACUGGCACAAUCACUGCGACUUCGAGCACAACGUCGACGUCGACUUCAACAGUGACGAUCACCAGCACCAGCACCGUGAGGUCUGCACCAACAGUGGUGAAGCGUGAUCUUCCCACAGGGGCACCGGCUUUCAAAGAGCUGCUUCUCAAGGGCCGACCCAUUAUUGAAAAGGUCUGUUCUUGCAUCGUCACCAGCCAGGUCACGGCAACGUUUACGACCACGCCGAGUACCACGGUGCGGGUCACGGCCGUGACCACGCACUUGGUUUCCAAUGUUGUUUCGACAACCUUGACACCAACCGUUACCACGACAUCUACUGUCACGGCUGCUGCGGCUCCAGAGACUAUUACUACGACCACGGUAUCCACGGCUACAGAAGUUACAACUACAACUGCCACGACUGUGGCCACGGUGGCACCACAACCGCCGAAAUGCAAUCCCAACAGCCAGUUCGGACAGAGAGGUUCCGGAGGUUGCAGUACUAACUGUUACUGCGAUAGAGACAUCGACGGGGUCAACUUCUACUGUGACAGCUCCAUCUUUUGCCUGGGUGGCUGCCAGAGCGACGCCGACUGCGCUGCUGACCAGUUUUGCGCGACGGGCACGUCUUGCUCGAGCACCAAUGGGCGCACAUGUCAGAAAUACUCGGACUGCACGAGCACCUUUGUACCUCCCGGUGGUGGUGGUCUCCGGCGCAAUGCUGGGCUGGAGGCGGUGGCUGCGGUGGAGCGCAUGCCUGCGAGGGCUGUACAAGAUGGCGUCCAGGAGCUUUCGCACAAGAUUAAUCAUUAA